GAUGGACUUUCUGUUUGCCCACUGCUUUGUCCUAUGAGUGGCUUGCCUCGGAUAAAAGUCAGUGCUGGCUCUGGGCUGGAUAGAGCUCGGUGUAGACGUCUAGACGGUUUGGCGGCUUUGGUUGUUGCGGUGCCUGAUGUGCCCGCUUGGACCCGCUUCGGUACUUCUCAGGUAGUUGGUGUACAUACUACCUCCCUAUAUAUGCACUGUCUUCCUCAUGCUAUGCCCCCGGCCAUCAAGUGUGUGUGCGUGUCGUGAGCUCGUGGAGAUGCUUGACCCGGCGGCUUCUGGGCCUAACUGUUGUUUUGUCGCCUUCCGCAGUUCCGUGUGGGGUAAACCAAACAAGAAGUCUCAACAUUUCGCCGCUCUCUUAAUUACCCUGCAGUGUGUAAACAACAAACCACCACAGCAAGCACACGCAACACACACACACAAACAAAUGGUCCCGCAAAACCCAGACAGCGGCCACACCCCGGCCCUCCGCGGCCAGCGCCUCCACAUUCCCGACCUCCGCCCCGCCUUCGCCGCAUGGAAGCAGGGCGUGAACCCGCUCUACGGCCGGGUCAGACUGGCCGUGGACGCCCGGCUGGAAGGGCUGAUCCCUGAUGCGCGCGUCCUGGCGAAGGUGAAGGCCGCUGAUAUCGCGCUGUUUGCUGCCGGCUGGUUCCCCGACGCGCCGUACCACAUCCUUGAGACGGCCGCGUUCUACUGUGUGUGGCUCUUUUUGUGGGAUGAUGCCAUCGAUGGCGCCGGUGCCGGUGCGGAGGCGGAGGCGGAGGGGCUGCUGGCGGAGGAGUACUGUCGGCAAUCGGUCGCCUUUGUGGAGUAUCACCUCGGUAUUGUGGGAAGGAGGGAGGCUGACGCGUCGGAGCCGCCGGCGCCGACAGCGGUUUGUGCGAGUUUUGCUGAGGUGGGCGGGCGCGUGGCGGGGUAUGCCGGGCCGGAGGACAGGGGGGUGCUGGGCCAGCACCUGAGGGAAUACAUGGAGGCGUGCGUGACCGAGCAUAGAUGGAGGCUGUCUGGGAGGGUGCCCAGCGUGGAGGAGUUCUACUCGUGGCGGCUGAGGACGUCGUCGGUCGAUGUGAUGCUGGAUCUCUCCAGGAUCCUGAACGGGCUAUCUCUUCCCGUGGAGAUACUCGAGUCAAAAGAGCUGGCAGAUAUGGGCCUCAAAGUGAACAAACUUCUGAUCCUAAUCAACGAAGUGUUUUCGCUUAAGAAAGAGCUGAAAGAUGGAGCGUUUGGGAACCUAAUACCGAUCACGAUGCGGUCGCUGGGAGUCGACCUCGACGACGCGGUCCAGAAGAUCACACAAGACAUCUACGACUGCAUAACCGAUUUCGACCACAAUGCAGCACGUCUCCAAGAAAGAGCCGCGCGAGAAAACGGACAUGAAGCCGCCGACCGGCUCAACAAGCUGAUCGAGGCGUACCAGGCGAUUGCCGCCACCGUGCUCAACUUUUCCGUCCAGAGCCCCCGGUACGGGCUGCUCAAGGACCGGCAGGAGGACGGUUCGUUUGUGGUCCUUUUGUAGUCGGCGGGGAAGGGCUAAACAACACAAAAUCGGUCCUCGGGAGCGGGACCGGCCGAUCGACCCGUUUCCCGCCGAGUGGCCGGAGCCGGUGCGCCGGCCCCACAGCGCCAAGGCCCGAACGGUUCUCGGUAGUGAACACCGAAAAGUGAAGUUGACGAACUGCGGGGAACAAGGAACAAGCCGGGCCUUGGGGCUACUGUGCAGAAUGUUGGGUCAAAGUAAAUUUGCCCAAAAACAAAAGGAGGGAGGAAAGAAAGACCAGUCGU
Messenger RNA from Thermothielavioides terrestris NRRL 8126, 1797 nucleotides. RefSeq lists its product as uncharacterized. The transcript has 5 exons. The coding region runs from base 440 to 1531 and encodes 363 amino acids. Lineage: Eukaryota; Fungi; Ascomycota; Sordariomycetes; Sordariales; Chaetomiaceae. The record is from RefSeq and is a predicted model, not a curated record.